Elaeis guineensis (African oil palm) is the source of this 1591-nucleotide messenger RNA. RefSeq names its product mitotic spindle checkpoint protein BUBR1. Gene Ontology annotation, biological process: mitotic spindle assembly checkpoint signaling; meiotic sister chromatid cohesion, centromeric. The record is from RefSeq and is a predicted model, not a curated record. NCBI's taxonomy places the organism in Eukaryota, Viridiplantae, Streptophyta, Magnoliopsida, Arecales, Arecaceae. Gene Ontology annotation, molecular function: protein kinase activity.
AUUCAAACCCCCCAACUCCCACCCUCUCUCUUCUCUCUCUUAUCUUGUCUCGGAGCAAUGGAAGACCCAUCGAUGUCGAUGGAUCCGGAGGCGGCGUUCUUGGCCUCGGAGCAGGUGACGGGGAACGAGUGGGAGCUCUACAAGGAGAACGUCCGGCCCCUGAAGCGAGGCCGCAACGUCCAGCUCCUCAACCAAGCCCUCCGAUCCCAGCAGGACCACGCCCUCAAGAAAUCCCUCCUCCAGACCCGCAGGAGAAUGAUCCAGGCGAUCGAGGAGUACAAGGGGGAGGAUCCUCUUCAGCCGUGGCUCGACUGCAUCAAAUGGGUUCAAGAGUCAUUUCCCAGUGGAGGAGAGUGUUCAGGGCUGGUUGUGAUUUAUGAACAAUGCGUGCGUACGUUUUGGCAUGACGACCGUUACAAGGAUGAUCUACGCUAUCUUAAAGUGUGGUUGGAAUAUGCCGAGAACUGUGCUGAUGCUGAAGUAAUAUAUAGUUUUCUUGAGGCAAACCAAAUUGGGCAAAGCCAUUCUGUCUAUUACUCCUCAUAUGCGUUGCACAUGGAAUCCAAGAAUAAAUUGAGAAAGGCUGAUGAGAUCUUCAAUCUUGGUAUAUCAAGGAAAGCAAAACCAUUGGAAAAGUUAGAAGCUGUGUACAGGACAUUUCUCGUACGAACAACCAAGAAACAGGGUUCUGUUGACGAUGAACCGUCAAAUAAUGACUUGCCAGUUCGAAGCUUUGGAAAUGUCCUGACAACAGGAGAAGCUAGAAGACAGCCUGCAGAAAAUUCUGAUCUCACGAAAGGGAGGAAAAAGCUACAGAGGCUUGAUUCUAAUAGACCGCUUUCUAUUUACAAUGAUGCUAACUCUGGAGCAAGUCAUUACCGCAAUAAUGUUGAGAGCAAGGAGAACUCCUGGCACAUUCUUGGAACCCGAUCAGAUCGGAAUAAGGAAAAUAAUUCAGUCCCUGCCAAAUGGGUCUCAUAUAAGAUUCCUCAGAAGAUGAGUACUAGAACAGGGCUGACAACGUCAAGCACUCAUAUUGAGGUGUAUAUUGAUGAGGAAUGUGCAGAUUUGCCAUCAGUGGAUGUUGCCAAGAGUCCCAAGCCUUCUGUAUUGAAGCUUAGAAAAGCAACUAGCCGAAACCUUAAAAAGGAAACGGAACUGCUGAAAGAAAAUCCAUUGCGCAAUUUCCCUCUGAAUAGUCUGCGAUAAUCGGCAUCUGUAUUUCAGCAUCAAUCCGACAGGUCUGUAUUUGUAUGAUGGUGCCUUGUUGUUGAUUGAUGAUUCUGCUGUCUGCUUACCUUGACCAAGGAGGCUGAACUUCUGGAAGAAGAUCCAUUGCACAGUUUCCACUGAAUAGUCUGAGAUAAUUGGCAUAUUUCAGUACCAGUCAAAGAUGUCUGCUUUCUUGUGUUGUUCUGUUGUUGGUUGAUGAUUUGUGUGUUUUUUUCUUUUGUACAUGUUUUCAUGCAUCCAGCUUUUAUCUCCAAAGCUUGUUAUGUUUAUGUUUGUCCAAGGAAUCUACUUUGUAACUUCGUGGAUGUUAUGCUGGCAAUAUUGAAUUAUUGAUUCAAUGGAGUGCAUUCUUGAAAAA